GUCGCCGUUUGAUCCCAGACGCUUGUAGUCUCGUCCUCUUUCGUUUCAUAACAAGCUUGCAUGCUUCUUUGUCCAUAAAGUGAGGUAGAAAUCCAUUCUUCUUCAGGUCAUGCCCGAGUUUCCUCUCUCGAAUCGUCAAUUGAUCUCUGAUUGACUUGAAACUUGCGCCUAUGCUUCACUUUAUGUGCUAGGACCUGAAAUGGGACAAAGGAACACAACCUAGCAUAAAAUAGGCCACAACACACGAAUAUGCCCCUCAAACGGAUAAGAACUAGGGGCGCAAACAUGUGCAAUUACAUCGUUAUCAAGUGUCUGCACCUAAACUGCAACCAGUAGUGAAGGAGUAUAUCCCUAAACUCCCCUUCCCUACUCGGUUGCACAAAGACAGGCUGGAGGCAGAGUUCGAGAGCUUCAUGGCCAUGCUUAGGAAGCUGAAUGUCCAAGUGCCUUUCCUGGAGGCACUAUCUCAAAUGCCUAAGUAUGCAAAGUUCCUGAAGGAUCUUCUCUCAAAGAAGCAGAAGCUGAGCGAGCUGGCCACUGUGGAGCUCAGUGAGGAGUGCUCAGCCAUUCUGCAGAACAAGCUUCCGCAGAAACAGAAGGACCCAGGUAGUUUUACUAUCCCGUGCUCUAUAGAGAAUUUGCAUGUAGAGAGGUCCUUGGCGGAUUUAGGUGCUAGUAUAAAUGUUAUGCCAUAUAAAAUGUUUAAGAAACUAGGCCUAGGUGAACCCCGUGUUACUAGGAUGAGCCUUCAAUUAGCUGAUCGAUCUGUAGUGCAUCCUAGGGGCAUAGUGGAAGACCUUCUGGUUAAGGUUGGCAAAUUCAAUUAUCCUGUUGAUUUUGUGAUUUUGGACAUAAAUGAGGAUGUGAAUGUGCCAUUGAUACUGGGAAGGCCUUUCCUGGCCACUGCCAAGGCCCUCAUAGAUGUGCAUGAUGGGACCUUAGUUUUGAGGGAUGGUGUGGAGCGAAUAGCGUUUUCAAUUUCUAAUACUCAUCCUGCUUCGUCACCUUUGCAUGCUGUAUCUCACCAGGAGCACGAGUCUGUCGUGUAUCCUCCUGUGUUGCCUAUUUUGCAGGAUCCGCCUCCCAUACCUUCGCCGCCACUCCCGUCCACUCCGUAAUCGAAGGAACAAAUGAGGGAGGAGUGGCGGCUGAAAUAGCAGGCAGCUAAGCCUGCUCGAAAGAAAGCCGGAGACCACUAUGAGCUGGUCCCGCCCCCACCUUGGCCAUCCGAGUAUUCACUCGCUUGCAUCCUGCCGGAUGGCCAAGUUGAGUUGGCAAAUGCCGGUGGCCACAUUCGGCGUGUGCAUGGCCACCAUUUGAAGUUGUACCUCAAGAGCGAGGUGGAUCCGCUCUUGAAGGCACCUGCUCCUUCACCUCACUGAGCAUCCACCGACUGGCGUCCAGCUAAAAGACGGUAAAUAAGCGCUUGUGGGGAGGCAACCCCACCUAGGUUUGCAUUUUCUUACCUUUUUCUUUUGAUUUUUUGUGUUUUUUGAGUCUUGAGGGGUUGUUCACGAGUUGUAUGUCGUUCUGGAGUGAAAACAGGUCAUUUUCGGAGUUCUGGCAGCUCACACGGCCAGCCCUGAAUGUCACACGGCCGUGUGGAAAAUAAUUUUGGCCGUGUGAGCUCUCGCAGAAUUCCACACGGCCAGAUGAGAUGCUGGCACGGCCGUGUGGAAAGUUGCCCUGGGCGUGUCUGCUCUCGCAUAAAUUGGCACGGCCAGA
Messenger RNA from Linum trigynum, 1725 nucleotides. The record is from the annotation of a GenBank genome assembly. NCBI's taxonomy places the organism in Eukaryota, Viridiplantae, Streptophyta, Magnoliopsida, Malpighiales, Linaceae.